Molecule: messenger RNA, 2349 nt
Organism: Theileria annulata
Lineage: Eukaryota; Apicomplexa; Aconoidasida; Piroplasmida; Theileriidae
Product: integral membrane protein (apical merozoite antigen), putative
Exons: 1
Coding region: 1-2349 (782 amino acids)
Cellular component (GO): membrane
Source: RefSeq, a predicted model, not a curated record
AUGAAAAAAAUAGGACUUAAAAUUAGGGCACAAAAGGAUAAAUUAAAUCCUGUGUUAGGAAGCAACUCUGACCCUUCGGAAGAGUAUGAUUCAUUCCAGCAAAAUGUUUUCACUCAUCAACCAACCCAACUACACAAAUCUCAUCACUACAUUACACACCAGAAAAAAACCAGCCAACACAUCGACGAUUUAAAUUUUUAUAAUGGAAAAUUUAAUCAAAAGAGCAGAAUUGGUCCAGGGAAGGUAGUAAAUAACAGUAGGAAUCUGGUAGAAGGUGAAACACUAUCUAAGGAUGACAAUAAAACAAAAUCUAAAAUAAAGUCAAAAACAGCAUCAAUUUUACCUAGACUUUUAAAAUCUUUAUCAUUUUUAGCUGUUUUAGGGUCAAUUAAUUCAUUUUCAUUAGCAUUAGAGGAACCUUUUACUCAACACACUUCUAACCGAACGCCCUUUGAAGUAUCAUUAAUUCAAAGCAACAGCAGUUUAUCGCCUAUUCAUAAUUCUUCAACUCAAAAUUCAAGUCAUCACAACGGUUUUAGUGGUAGUACCGUUAAUAAUACCUCAUUAAUAGAGACAAGGAAUAACGUAUUAAACAGAACACUAGGUAGAUUCGGAUCAUUUUUGCAAUCAGGAUUGAUAAGCAGUAGAGCAGACAAAAAGAAGCGGUCUGGUAUGAAUAGAAGAGGCCCUAAGGGGAAGAAAGGGAAGGGAGGAGAAGACGAAGAAAAGAGGAACAAGUGGACCGAUUUCAUGGCAAAGUUUGAUAUCGCUAAGGUCCACGGUUCAGGGGUUUACGUAGAUUUGGGUGAAUCUGCCACCGUUGGCAGUUAUGACUACAGGAUGCCUAUAGGAAAAUGUCCAGUUGUAGGUAAGGCAAUCAUACUCGAGAAUGGAGCUGAUUUUUUGAGCAGCAUAACCCAUCAUGACCCCAAGGAGAGAGGGCUGGGGUUCCCUGCUACAAAAGUUGCCUCAAAUUCAUCAAAACUGGACAUGGAGAACCAGCUCUUAUCACCAAUUAGUGCUCAGGUCCUAAGGAGCUGGAAUUAUAAACACGAAUCAGAUUUAAGUAAUUGUGCUGAGUAUUCGAGAAACAUUGUUCCGGGCAGUAAUCGUAAUUCAAAGUAUCGUUACCCGUUUGUAUAUGAUGAGUCUGAGAAGCUUUGUUAUAUUUUAUAUAGUCCCAUGCAAUAUAAUCAGGGCGUAAAGUACUGUGACCAAGACUCUCCGGACGAAGGAACUAGCAGUUUAGCUUGUAUGUACCCGGAUAAGAGCAAGGAGGAUUCACACCUAUUUUACGGAACCAGCGGUCUUCACAUGGACUGGCCUGUAGUUUGCCCAGUUUACCCUAUUAGAGAUUCGAUUUUUGGAUCCUACGACGACCAAAAGGACGAAUGUGUUCCAAUUGAGCCGAUAUUUGAGGAGGAGGCUGAAGAUUAUGAGGCAUGUGCCAAGAUAAUUUUCGAGUAUUCUCCAAGUGAUGUUGAUAUUAGCACAAAUAACCAGAAGCUUUCAGACGUCGACCUUUACAAGGAGGCGAUGAAUAAUGGAAAGCUGAGCACUGCUCUUUCAAUUAUGUUUGCUCCUAGGUACUCUGAGGAUCGUCCGAUCUAUACUAAAGGUGUCGGUAUAAACUGGGCUACAUACUCCGUCGAGGAAAAGAAAUGUAACAUUCUCGACGUUGUUCCCAGCUGUCUUAUUAUAAGUAACGGCCACUAUGCCCUUACAAGUCUCAGCUCACCCAAUGAAGAGGAUGCUAUAAAUUACCCCUGCGAUAUCGUUCAGGGCAAGGGGUUUUUGAAGAACCCAAACGGUGGAAAAAAGAAUGCUCAGGAACCGCCCAAGGAACCUGAACCUGAAGAACCUAAGAAGGAGGGUGCUGAAAACAAACCCAAAGAGAAAGGUAAAUCUGAGAAAAAGAAUGAAAAAUCUAUGCCUUCAGGACCAUUCACGCCAUACACUAGCUUGAAGAAGGAGGGUUUCGAGUGCAGUAAAUACACUGUUGAGCGGGUGAACAAAAGCUGCGGCGUUUACUAUGAAUGCUCAGAAACGCCUGUAUUAUUUACCAAGAAGAAUAGGAUUUAUCUAUACAUCAUAUUGGCAGUAUCGCUUGUAGUACUGGCCGUCUUAGCCUACUUUGGAUACAGGUACUACAGUAAGAAUCACUUGAAAAAACACAAUUCCCAGAUAUAUGAAGAUGAUAACGUGAACAACUACUACAAUGAGGACUUUGAUGACGAACAAGAUCGGGAUGAAUACGCUUCGAAUGUUAGAGGUGAUCAAAUCUGGAGCAGACACACUCCAGACAGAUCUGAAGUUACUCCAGUCAGAAUCUCUAGGUUAAACCAUUAA